UUGUCAUGGUAACAUGAAGGCAGUUCCGUAAACACAGCGGCAAACUGAAUAGCUCGUCCAUGUGAAUCUUUAAUCUUUUAAUACUAAUGUAGCUAAUGUACAGUCGGAAAACAGCUUGUCAUAGACGAAAAGUUCACAUUUUGAAAAAACAAAAUGUUGAUCAGUCAGAGAAAUAAGCCACGAUGUCGAGAAUUCACGGGGCCAACUCCGCAUUCAGUAGCUGUGAGGGCCAGAGCCCCCUCAUCGCGGCCCCCAGACCACCUCAUCCUGGAGAGACGGAGGCAGGAGGCAGCCAGGGACAAGUCACUUGAGUUCACCAAGUAUCAGAAGACCUGCGACCUAAAGACCCACUGGGAGAAAAACACGGACCAGCGCAUCGUUUUAGGAACAAUCAAGCGGCGCGUCGACAACGCUAUGGAGCGCUACCAGCUGGACGUCGACGAGAGGCGGGAGAAGCUGCAGGCUUUACUGGAGGCGGAGGAGGAGGCUCUGCUGAAGGAGAUGGAGACCAGGACGGAGACAAUGCCGGAGAGGCAAGCCAAGAUGCGAGAGAGAGCCAAGCUGCUGAGGGAGAGGAGGGAGAGCGACCGGCAGCUGGUGGUGGCUCAGAAGCUAGAGCAGCAGUUCAGAGAUCGGAGCGAGGAGCUUCGGAGUGUCCAGAGUAAGCGGAUCCAGGACGAGGUGUGCGCCGAGCGGGCCGCUCAGCUGACGAUGCGGGAGGAGGCCUGGAGGCAGCAGGAGGAGGAGGAGAGGCUCUUUGCCGAGCUGUGGGAGGGCGACCGCCUCGCCAAGGAGGAACGGGAGAGCCGGGAUGCGGAGAAGCAGCGGAGGAUGAACCUCCAGCAGGUGGAGUACCUGCGGGUGCAGAUGGAGGCCGUGGAGCAGCAGAGGGGGCAGGCCAGGCAGCUGAAGGAGGAGGAGGCCCAGCUGCUGCUGGAGCAGAGAGAGGUGCUGCGUCUGGAGGAGCAGCGAGAGCGCAGCCAGAAGCUCCAGGGUCAGGAGAGCCGUCGCCGGCUGCUGGACCACUCCCUGCGGCUGAAGAUGAAGCGCCUGGCCAGGGAACAGCAGGAUGAGCUGGCCCUGGACAUGAGCAUCCUGGAGCAGCUGCUGGCAGAAGCCAGGGAUGAGAAACAGGGGGAUGUCAUGAGGAAGCUUGAGCUGAGAGAGGAGCAGAGCCGGUACCGGCAGUACCUGGCCGACCAGCUGAACGAGCAGAAGACACAGGAGGCGCAGAUCGAGCAGGUGAUCGAGGCGGACCUGAAGCAGACACUGGCUCGCAGGGCGGAGCAAAGCCGCCUGGUGAGGGAGGCCAGGGACAGGCUGAUGAAGGAUGUGAUGGAGACUCGCCGCCUGCAGAUACAGGAGAAGCUGGAUCUGAACAUGCAGAAACAGGCUCAGCUGGCCCAGGAGAGAAACGAGCUGAACAAAUCCAUUGAGGAGGACAAAAUGUUAGAUAAAGAGCAGAAACAACGCCUGAAGCAGGAGUCCCAGGACCACCAGGCCGACCUGCUGGCCCAGAUGAUGCACCAGCAGCAGCUGCGGGACAAGGAGGAGGCUGAGGCGGAGAGGGAGUACCAGCGAGGCCUGGUCGACCAGGAGCACUACAACAACAAGAUACAGGACAUCCUCUCCGGGCCCACCUCACUCAGCAGGCCUGUGCACCCCUUCAGAAGAACCCAGAGCUCCACCUCCAGAUCUGGAAGGAUCUAGAAGGAUCUGGAAGGAUCUAGCUAGUCUGAAGCCAAAGCAGGUGGAAUGUGACAGGGAUCACCCCCCCUCCCUAAGAACCCCCUUACAUACACAUGAUGAUCUGGCCUGUGCUUAGCUUCAACCCCGUCUACACAGAUCGAAAGGUAACCUGUCCAAAUUGAAUGGUAAUAAAUAUGUUUACACUGAAUGCCGAGUUUGAAGAAGUUGUUUUCUAACUGUGUUGUUUAGUCUCGUAGGCUUGUGUUUGGGUUUGCUGCUGUUGUGACUUCA
Molecule: messenger RNA, 1980 nt
Organism: Osmerus eperlanus (European smelt)
Lineage: Eukaryota; Metazoa; Chordata; Actinopteri; Osmeriformes; Osmeridae
Gene: cfap53
Product: cilia and flagella associated protein 53
Exons: 8
Coding region: 154-1710 (518 amino acids)
Source: RefSeq, a predicted model, not a curated record